CUUGUUACUUAUUUUUUCCCCAAUAAACCUUGGGGGAGGGAUCCGUGACUGCUGUCGCACAACUACGGGAGACUACAGCCUGCACUUUCCGACUUGUACUGUUUGAGUUUGGCAUAGCAGCGGAGGGUCUACACGAGGAUACUCAAAAAUAGACUUCAAAGGCGAUUAUGUAUGACGGAGGGGCUCUGUGGGACUGGUAAAGAUGAGGAUUCCUCCGGUGUGGGCGCUGGGCGCUUGCCAAACUGGAUGAAGUGAGAACUGAGAGGGAAACCCGCUGAGACAAAACACCAACUGGGACUGCUGAGGAGGACCUCUGUGUAGGUUCACACGGUUGUCUGCAGGGUGGAGCUUCCUGACCCAUGGAGAAUUACUUCCAGACCGAGGCCUUCAACCUGGACAAGGUGCUUGACGAGUUUGAGCAGAACGAAGAUGAGACAGACAAUCCCAUUCUCUCAGAUGCCAAGUGGACCCAGAUCCUGGCCCCGCCAGCCCACCUGCUCUCUCUGAACCCAGCCCUGGCCCACGCAGACUUCAGUCCUCAGGAGAGUCCACUGCCAUUCAAAACCCUCCCAGACUCCUCCUCCAGUGCCUCCCCGGGGGCCGACCCUAAAAGCCAUCCCUGUCCCGAAACUCCAUCUUGGUUAGAGGAGCGGCUGGCAGACAUCCACAGCCCACCCCUCCCCCAGCCCAACAUAGGCAAACUGGUGGGCACAGACGACCUGUCGCCGCCCCCUGUGACGGCCUGUACUGCUGUGGAGAAUGGCUGCCUUUCCAACCCUGCAAGCCCACAACUGGAUGGCCUCAGCAAGGAGAUAAAUUCUUCUCCAGACAACCAGCCUGGUGCUUCUGACCAGGAGGCUAAUCCUCAUCAGGCUGAGAAAUUUGCAUCAGCAGGAGGAGGAAGCUCCACUGUCGGUUCCACUCACUUUACCUUUGAGGUUGGAUUAGGAGAUGAAGAAAAAACUUUGGAACCAACAACACAAAAUGGAGAAGGUGUCAAAGAGGGGGCUAGUACAGCUGUUUUACAGGACAAUGGUCAAGAAAAACAAACUCCACUCGUAAAAGAAGCCCAGGUAGAAAGUCUCUUGAAUAGGGGCAGAUACGUUCAUGUUGGUUGUGAAGUGGAUGAGAAUAGUGUAUCUCCUCCUGAUUGGGUUGGAGUGGAGGAGAAGGAGAUGAGAUGUGGUCCAGAGGGACAGAUAGACCAACUCCUCAGAAUAAUAACCCUUCCCAAUGGUUUGGAGCAGGAGAACAGUAACCAUUCUAAAGUCAAAGAGACCCAGGAGGAGGAGCGGGAGGAGGAGGAGGGCUUUUCUCCUUCUCCUGUCCCCUCCAAAGAGGACUCUGUCACUGAGGAGAAAGAAAUGGAGGAAAGCAAGCAAGAGAGCAGUGAUGGAGGAGCAGUGGGGUCAGGUAGCAUCCAACCAAAACUCAACAACAAACGGCUGCAGCCAGUCAGUGUUCCCUACGGAGGGGCACGACCAAAGCAGCCGGUCAGCCUCAAGCUCCAAAUCCCACAGCCCCUGUCAGGCCAGGUACAAAAUCAGCUCGGCCCGUCCGCCAUCAGCAGGAACAAAAACCAGGAGAACCAUUGUCGGAGAGGCACGCCCUCUGAAACUACACCAAGUGGGACUGAUCAGAGUGCAGUCGGGGUGAACGGAGAUGGUAUUGUCCAUUCUCUUCCCCUGGUGCCUUCAGAGAGCCCAGACAAUGACCUCCAGGCUGGCCAACUGGGCACUCUGUGCAGGAAACCUGCCAGCUCCCUGGGAGAGGUUGCCCCUGUGUGGGUGCCUGACUCCCAGGCUCCUGUGUGUAUGAAAUGUGAUGUCAAGUUCACCUUCACCAAGCGGAGGCACCACUGCAGGGCCUGUGGCAAGGUGUUCUGUGCGACGUGCUGCAGCCUGAAGUGCAGGCUCGUGUACAUGGACAGGAAGGAGGCUCGCGUCUGUGUCACCUGUCAUUCUGCUCUGAUGAGUGCUCAAUCAUGGGAGACAACGGCCACUGGAAGCAACCAGAGUCCAAACCCCAACAACCCAGCGGAGUACUGCUCCACCAUCCCCCCUCUGCAGCAGGCCCAGGCCUCUGGGGUGCUCAGCUCCCCUCCUCCUACUGUCAUGGUGCCCGUGGGAGUCCUGAAACAGACUGGCAAUGAGGGCUCUCUGACACGGGAGCAGAGGAGGGUUUGGUUUUCUGAUGGGUUGCUACCUAACGGAGACACGUCAGAGUCCCCCAAACCUCCAACUUCCAGCCCAGCCCCCUCCCAGUCCUUGGCUAUCUCAGUGUAUUCAAACAAAUCCUCCACUUCUGAAUCCUCAGAGGCAGCCCAUACCCCUGUCGCCCCGGUGGGCAGCCCCGUGGGUAGCUCCCUCAGCCUAAUCCCGGAGGACGGGCUCCCUCCCAUCCUCAUCUCCACCGGAGUCAAAGGAGGUACGGGAGGCCACAUCACAGACUAUGCAGUGGAGGAGAGGCCGUCAGAGAUCGUCCUCAUGCAGCAGCUGGAGGAGGGAGGCCCAGACCCCCUGGUCUUCGUGCUCAAUGCUAAUCUGCUCGCCAUGGUCAAGCUAGUCAACUACGUAAACAGGAAGUGUUGGUACUUGACAACAAAGGGAAUGCAUGCUGUUGGCCAGGCAGAGGUGGUCAUUCUGCUCCAGUGUCUACCUGAUGAGAAGACAAUCCCGAAAGACAUCUUUACUCACUUUGUGCAGCUCUACCAGGAGGCCCUCAGUGGCAACGUGCUGAGCCACCUGAGUCACUCAUUCUUCAUGCAGAGCUUCCUGGGCAGUAAGGAGCACGGCGGCUUCCUCUACAUUAGCCCCUCCUUCCAAUCGCUGCAGGACCUGCUGCUGCCAAACCCUCCCUACCUCUUCGGCAUCCUGAUACAGAAGUGGGAAACGCCCUGGGCCAAGGUCUUCCCCAUCCGCCUCAUGUUGCGGCUGGGCGCAGAGUACCGAUUUUAUCCGUGUCCGCUGUUCAGUGUUCGCUUUAGAAAACCGCUCUUUGGAGAGACGGGUCACACUAUCAUGAAUCUGCUCGCAGACUUCCGGAACUACCAGUACACGCUACCGGUGGUAAAAGGACUGGUUGUGGACAUGGAGGUGAGAAAGACGAGCAUCAAGAUCCCCAGUAAUCGUUACAAUGAGCUAAUGAAGGCCAUGAACAAGUCCAACGAACACGUGCUGGCCAUGGGGGCGUGUUUCAACGACCGGGCCGACUCCCACCUGGUGUGUGUCCAGAACGAUGAUGGGAACUACCAGACGCAGGCCAUCAGCAUCCAUCACCAGCCUCGCAAAGUUACUGGAGCCUGCUUCUUUGUGUUCAGUGGUGCUUUGAAAGCCUCGUCGGGCUUCUUAGCCAAGACCAGCAUUGUGGAAGACGGUGUGAUGAUCCAGAUCACAGCUGAGACCAUGGACUGUCUACGCCAAGCCCUGAGGGACAUGAAGGACUUCAGCAUCACGUGCGGUAAAGCGGGCCAGGAGGAGAACCAGGAGCUCGUCCACAUCCAAUGGACGGAGGACGACCACAACUUCAAUAAGGGUGUCAUCAGUCCGAUCGAUGGGAGGUCUAUGGAGUCCAUCACCAGCGUCAAGAUCUUUCAAGGCUCGGAGUUUAAAGCCAACGGCAAAGUCAUCCGCUGGACAGAGGUGUUUUUCCUCCAGAGUGAAGAUCAACCCAACGGCCUGAGCGACCCGGCCGACCACAGCCGGCUGACGGAGAACGUGGCGAGAGCUUUCUGCAUGGCGCUUUGUCCGCACCUGAAGCUGCUGAAGGAGGACGGCAUGGCCAAACUGGGACUAAGGGUUACACUGGACUCCGACCAGGUGGGUUACCUGGCAGGAAGUAACGGCCAGCCUCUCCUGCCUCAGUACCUGAGCGACCUGGACAGCGCUCUGAUCCCCGUCAUCCACAGCGGGGCGUGUCAGCUGAGCGAGGGCCCGGUGGUCAUGGAGCUGGUCUUCUACAUCCUGGAGAUCAUCUCCUAGGAGUCUUCGGAGCUUCACCUCGAAAACGUCUUUUACUUUCUGACGCCAUCUCACGGCCCGGUCCUCCCAUCGUCUCCCUUCGACCGUUUGCACUUCAAAAGAGCCCUAAAACUGUGGCUUUCCCGGCGGGGUAGCAGUCCUUAAGUCAAACCUAUGCAUCCAACCGCCAUCUGUUGCUCCAGAGCCAGCCGGGGCCUGAGGAAGAGCCGCGCAGGAUCAUCUGUCUGUGUGCUGUGUACCUGAAGCUCACCCGACAGCCACCCCUGAUCUCUGGUGGUCACCCGAGGUGCUCCGAGCAGGAAAUGAACACCAGAUAUCAUACUGUCUGACCCCAGUGUAGUGUUACAGUGCCUAUAAACAGUCACGCACGCCCCCCCCCCCCCCCCCCCCCCCCCCACGGAAAGUUCUUAUGGUUUUAACAACAUGAGGUAGAUCGAUUGGAUACCCUCUCUACUGAUCUCUAGUCAAUGAAUUUAUUAUAAAUAUAAAACACAAAAUACAUGUUUGUAUUUACCCUUUUAAUUGGGCAGACCUAAACCGUCACACACCACAGUGAGCCCUAAAUAUAUACAGCAGUAUGUAUCCAUUAUGUAAAGCAUCGCCGCUCUGCUACAGGUCUGCACUGCACUGAGUUUUCAUGCUACUGAAAGGUGUUUGGAUUGUUACACUCUUACUACACACUGAACUAAAUGGCCCUUGUAAUAGUUUAAUUCCACUUUCUGAGGAAAGGAAGUGGAGUGGCUUCCUGUGGUUGCUCAGUCAGCUAUUUGAAAGAUUCAUAGCAAAUAAGUCCUACUUAUAUUGUAAAACAAUAAAACUUCCAGGGAGGGUAAAUACUUUCCAUAGGUAUUGUUUGUAGCUCAGGCGUCAUUCCACUGUCCCUGUGGCGGCCGUGGUCCUGGAGCACUCUGUAGUCUGUGUAGCACGGGCGCUCUUAAACAAGGGAGACUCCUAUCCAUCGCUGAGAAGUCCAAACUAUUCCUCUGAAGUUACGUUAAGAAAGGACAUCUUCAAAUCAUUAGAUGAGGAGCUGGAGGCUGUCUGUGUGGUGAUUUAGUUUGUUGUUUUUGUACCAUGGUGCUCAGUGCCUGUAGCAGCAAUUCAUCAAAAAAACAUUUAGUUUCACUUCUUUAAGCUUUACUCAUCGAUCACCAGAUGCUUUACUUCAUGGAUAAAUCCAUUAACCUGUUGUGCAUAUUUGUCGUAGGUGUACCAGCUUCUCCAUUCUAACUGUGCAUCUGUAGCCUCCAGAGAUCCCAGACAAAGACAGUAUUACUGAAGUCACGGACUCCUCUGACUGACGCUCUGUGAAAUCAGAAAACAUAAAGCCCUUUUUGUCCUACAGUAGAAAGCUAAUUUAAAAA
Etheostoma spectabile (orangethroat darter) is the source of this 5344-nucleotide messenger RNA. RefSeq names its product zinc finger, FYVE domain containing 9a (gene zfyve9a). Gene Ontology annotation, biological process: endosomal transport. Gene Ontology annotation, molecular function: metal ion binding. Gene Ontology annotation, cellular component: early endosome membrane. The transcript is spliced from 19 exons. NCBI's taxonomy places the organism in Eukaryota, Metazoa, Chordata, Actinopteri, Perciformes, Percidae. Bases 360 to 3980 code for a protein of 1206 amino acids. The record is from RefSeq and is a predicted model, not a curated record.